AUGCAGCCCACGGCGCUGGAGCCCACGCCGCUGUCGAGCGAGAACGGCCCCCUCAAGUCCGCCUUCGGGGAGGUGGUGCACCGCGGCUGGCUCAACCUCAAGACGCGCAGCAUGGUGAACGUGCGCCCGAGACACAUGCGCUACUGCAUCCUGACGCGCGACACGCUGCAGCUCAGCACGUUCAAGUUCCAGCCCAGCACGGGCGACCUGCAGUCCGGGCUGGUCAAGCCGCUGCGCAGCUACAAAGUGCUGGGCGUGGCGCCCUGGGACGGCCGGCGCUUCGCCUUCCUCGUGAGCGUCAAGCAGCUGGACGACCACGCCGACAAAGUGCUGGAGAUCGACGGCCCUACCGCCACAGCGGCCAGUGACUGGAUCCACCACUUGAGGGUGCUGACGAGUCACGAGGAGGAGGACUGGCCGCCGCAGACGUCGCUGGCGUCGCUCGGAGGCAGCGACCAGAGCUCGGACUCGCCGUCUGAUGCCGCUACGCUGUUUACUGGCACCCCUACUACGACCACCAAGAAGGAGUCUAAUUUAUGGGUGAAGGGAGCAUCGGUGCAUCGAGGAUUGCUGAAUGCCUCUGGAGAGAACAACUGCUUCUUGAAUGUCGUGAUCCAAAGCUUCUGGCACUUGACGUCCAUGCGCCACUUCUUGCUACACGUGGAGGUGAAGGACGAGUCGCGGACGGUUGAGUCCAACGUGCUGCGUGCGUUGAAGUCCAUGAUGAUGGAAUACGAUGACACUUCCAGUGGAGUAUUGCACUCGCGGGCCAUCCGUAAAGGACUGAGUGUGCUGUACUCGGCGGACAAGAACUUCCAAGAAGGCGCCAUGUACGAUGCUGAAGAAACGCUGCUCGCAUUGCUGAACCUCAUGCACCAGCAGACGGAAGCCACAGAGAUUGAGGAGACGCACAAGACGACGAUGAUGGUCAAGUCGCUGGUUCGAGUCGUCAGCACCGACACUUACGAGGAGAAGCCCCAGGCGGUCUUCGACGACAACAGCAUCCCGCACUUGGUCUUCUCGCACCAGAUCUACGACAGAUACGUGUGCGGGUCCUGCAAUCACAACUCGCCUUGGGACCUUUAUUCAAACCUCGUGUACUCCACGUAUGCGAGUGACUUGUAUGCAUGCAAGUACGAAUCCACCGAGCAAAUGUUCCGGCGACUUACCUCUCAAGAGACCGACAUCGCAUCCAAGUGUGAGCAGAAGGGCUGCAGUGGCAAGCUCAACAAGGAACGGGUCAUCCACCGAUUCCCCAUGGUGUUUGCAGUCUCGAUCCUGUGGGCUACCCAAUCUGCUACGAAGGAGCAGGUGCAGGGUGUGCUGAACAACAUUGACGACCGUUUGGACCUGGCCAAGUGCUUUGAUGCUGCCGGGCCGGUUAUCCGUUUCAAGAAUGGAGGUCUUCGCACGACAUACCGUCUUCGCGGCUUCGUCUGCUACUACGGGCGUCAUUAUGUGGCUCUGUUUUACAGCACGGCGCACAAGAUGUGGUUGCUCUUCGAUGAUUCGCGCGUUUUGGAGAUGGGAUCCUGGAGUAACGUUGUUGCUGAGUGCCUGAAGGGCCGAUUCCAGCCGGUCCUGCUCUUCUACGAGCUCCCUGACCAACGGAAGGAUUCGUCUGUCGGUAUCUUCGUAAACGAUGGUUCUCUCAAUGUUGAGCGGCCGAAGAGUUUGUCCGUGGGCUCUCAGCAAGGUGAAAUGAUGCCUCCGACCAUCAAGGAGGAGUCUCCCGACAUUGAACGGCCAUCUCUCCGGCGGCAAGGUGACGAGGAACUGCACAGCGUCGAUGAAGAAACGACACUUUCUAGCGGGCGUGGUGUUCACUCAGUUACAGACUUGGAGACCAACCCCGACUUCGAAAUGGAGGAGUUGAGCCUCCGUGACUCGAUCACGCAGAACAUCACGCCGGUGUCUGCGGCUAUCGCCAUGUGUCCUCGUACCAUCUCAAUGAACGCACCGCUAGGCGAAGAUGAGUACGACGUGCGUUUCGGCGAGGCACUACUGCUUGGUAUGUACUUAGAGAAGAUAGACAACGAAUUGUGUGUGACGAGCUUCCCGCGCGGAGCUAAGGGCGGCAUGUUUGGCGCCGAGAAGUGCGGCCAGAUCGGUCUGUUCGACACUAUCCUGCAAGCCAACGGGCAUCCGCUGCAGCACUAUCAGGUGGAUCGCGCGCUGAAGAUGAUCAAGGCUCAGACGCGCCCGCUUGUGAUUCGCUUCCGCAAGUCGAAACGCGUUCAGCAGCUGCUCGACAUGGGCUUCUCGCGCGAGCUCGCUGUUGAGGCGUUGCAGAAGAAGAAAGGUGACGUCCAGGCGGCUGCCAACUACUGCUUCGAAGCAACGGGGUAG
This is a messenger RNA of Phytophthora sojae, 2349 nucleotides long. RefSeq lists its product as hypothetical. Gene Ontology annotation, molecular function: protein binding; cysteine-type deubiquitinase activity. NCBI's taxonomy places the organism in Eukaryota, Oomycota, Peronosporomycetes, Peronosporales, Peronosporaceae. Gene Ontology annotation, biological process: protein deubiquitination. The coding region runs from base 1 to 2349 and encodes 782 amino acids. The transcript has a single exon. The record is from RefSeq and is a predicted model, not a curated record.